AUGGUGCCUCUGGCAAUUACACGUCGGAAAAAAAAAGGAGUUUGGGUACAAAAGAUUCAGACGAAAGAAUCUCCCCCACCAACCAAACCUCUCAUUCCUAACGCCUCCCUCGCUCCUCCUGUCCUUUCCCCCAAACGCCGAGGGACGGAGGCAGAGAUCCACGCCGUUGCUUCACCCAUAAUCGCCAUAACUAAGGAUAAAGCAUACUACGUUACAUGGGUUAUUAUCAACCACAGAAAAAGAAGUUUUCACUCGAGCAUGUGAGGGAAUCUCUCAUCGCCAUCUCUUAUUGUGAACCCGAAAGUUUUUCACAUGUGACUGAAUCUGAAAUCCCAAAAGUUGAGGUUGUGGCUACUCAAACUAAAGUUGACACAGUCAGCAAUGAACUAAGACUGAAACUGAUAUCAAUUGCUUCUUAUUCCCCAUCAAACUGCAACGGCUAUGGUGAGGUUUAAGGCCUCCACCGGUUCCACAUAUUGGUCUUGAUAUGCUCAUGAUAUAAAUAUGGGUGACAAUUGUAUAAAAUUAUAUAAUUCGUGGU
Messenger RNA from Lactuca virosa, 541 nucleotides. NCBI's taxonomy places the organism in Eukaryota, Viridiplantae, Streptophyta, Magnoliopsida, Asterales, Asteraceae. The record is from the annotation of a GenBank genome assembly.